AUGGCCAAGGUCAACCCUCAGCAGAUUCCUGCUAAUAUUGCGAACUCCUAUCAGGAUAAAUGGGAACAAUGGCCUGUUAGUGGUGGUAAACAAUCACACUCUACAAAGCUCUAUGAUUAUCCCUUAUCUUCUUCAUUUGUAAAACUUUCUGCAUUUCAGCAAACUCAAGGAGAGGUUUGUUACACACAAGAUACCGAAAUUCCUUCUACUGGCCUUUACGGGACUUUAUUGAUUGCAUCUAAGGUAGCCUGUAAUUUUUACUACAUUAAUCCAGAAAAUAAAGAACGUAUUGAACGCCAAGAUCUUAUCAAUAUUCUAUCGACGAAAUUUAGUCAAUUUAAAACGAUCAUUACAGCUGCCGACCGGCCAGGUAACGGUUGUAAUGAAACACCUUUUGCAUAUGAAGCACCACUUAUUGCUGAAGACAAGAUAUUAUACGUUGGUCAGCCUUUAGGACUAGUUUUAGCUACGACCCAAGAAUCUGCAGAACAAAUUUCUACCUAUAUUGACAAACAUUGUCUCCAGUAUGUUGAUAUUGACAGUGUAUUGCCAGUUCUUGAUAUUUAUGAAGCAAUUAAGACAAAUACUAUUUUGCCAGAUAAUCCUUAUUCUAAUGAGUCGAUUAGCCAUAUCUGGAAAGUUAUUAGACCAUCAUCUCAAAUGGAUUGGGCAAAUGAAAAAAAAGCUGAUUCUCUUAAAGCAGGAAACUUAACAUAUGACAAUAUAAAAGUUGAUCAUAAAGAUUGCAUAUCUAUUGAUCAUACACUUUACUUCCCUAAUCACGCCCAUUUCUACAUGGAAACGCAAUCCUGUGUUGCUAUUUGGGAUGUUCACAAACUAACACUAUAUGCUUCAACUCAAAGCCCUUUGCUUUGUCAACAAAUGGUCUCUCGGUUGUUGAAUAUUCCACAAAACCAGAUAGAAAUCAUAGUGAAACAGGUAGGAGGUGGUUAUGGUGGAAAGACACUACAAUCCGUAUUAGUAACUUGUAUAACUGCUUUAGCGAGCUACUGUUUAAAAACGUCUAUAAAGACAGUUCUUCCUAGAGAAAAAGAUAUGCAAGUUAUUGGUAAAAGUCAUCCGGUUUUAAGCAGAAUACAAUUAGCUAUGACUUCUUCUAAUUGUUCCAGAAAGACUAAAAAAGGCACGAUAUUAGGUGUUGAUAUGGAAUACUACGGAGAUGCUGGCGCGACCUAUGAUUGUUCUUUCGUUGUCUCAGACUGUAUGCUUUUGCGUGGAGAUACCAGUUAUUACGUUUCGAAUUAUCGCGCGACUUCAGAUAUGUACCGUACGAACACAGCGAGUAAUACUGCCUUUAGGGGCUUUGGUAUUAUUCAAGCUUUGUUGGGCUAUGAACUUGCUAUUGAUUUAGCAGCAGAAAAAUUGAAUCUAGACUCAGAGCAAGUUCGGAAACAAAACUUGUACAAAACAGGUCAACUCACACCUCAAGGACAAAAACUAGAGUAUGCUUAUAUAGAAGAAGUCUGGGAAUAUACCAAAGAAAAAAGUGACUAUGCAUCACGCUUACAACGAAUCCAGGCCUUCAAUCAAGAAAAUAAAUGGAAAAAAAGAGGGCUAUCAAUCAUUCCAGUCAAAUAUGGUUCUGGUUAUAAUUUGGCCCCUCUAGAGCAAGCAACAGCCUUAAUUUUAGUCUAUAAUCCUGACGGUACAAUUCUUAUUCGUCAUGGUGGUGUUGAUCUAGGGCAAGGUAUGUUGACAAAAGUAACACAAAUUGCUUCCGCUGUACUCAAUAUACCCAUCGAAAAUUUUCAAUCCGACUUUGUUAAUACCCAUGUAAUACCUAACCCUCCUAGCACAGGCGCAUCUACCUGUACUCAGUUUAAUGGGGAAGUUGUUAGGCAAGCCUGUGAACAUUUAAGAAAUAAGAUUCAACAAUUUGUCGAUGAUUUGAGGAAAAAAUAUGGAGAGGAAUGGAGUAAAAGACAAGGAAUAGAUUAUUGGAAUUACCCCAAUGGCUGGGCCCAUAUAAGCUUAACCAAUAACACUCUUAUUUGGCGCAAUAUUAUUGCUUUAGCGUGGAAUGCUAGAAUCAGCUUAACCAGUUUAGCCCAUGGUGCUUUCAAAGGCGGAGAAACAGAUAUUAAAAAUAUUAUUUUUAAACCAUAUCAGUCAGAAAUAUCGACGGCCCCUUACUUAAGUUCCAUUCCCAAUAAAAACACGCCUUCUGAGACUGUCGAUAACUUUAUAGGUUAUACAUAUAAUGCUGCUUGUACCGAAGUUGAAGUAGACAUACUAACAGGCGAAACAAAAAUAAUCCGAGCCGAUAUUGUUUAUGAUAUGGGCAGAAGUCUAAAUCCAUCUAUUGAUAUUGGCCAAGUCGAAGGAAGUUUUGUGCAAGAAGAUAAUAAGCAGAUACAAACACUCUUAGAUUCAGUCUUGACAAAAUGGGGUUAUAGCGUGGAUAUUGCUGCUAAUGGCCAAGAGGCAGCAAAACUUGCCAGUCAAAAGAACUAUGAUAUGUGCUUGAUGGAUCUUGAAAUGCCAGUUAUGAAUGGCAUUACCGCUACCCAAAAUAUCCGCAAGCAAGUAGACUAUUUUCCUAUUGUUCUGUUUAGUGCAAAAUCUAACAUUGAUAUCUACCAAUUAAAGCUGUAUGGUGUUGAUGAUGUAUUGUCUAAACCCUGUGAUUUACCAGUAUUACAGACCGUACUAGAAGAUAUGACACUUAAGAUACAAUUGAUUGAUCAAGAAGCUGAAACCAUAAAGCCAAUACAGAGGAUGCCUAUGAAUGCUGAAGAAUUAAAUGAAUUGCGUAAUCUCAAACAACAGGGUUUAACAAAACUAAAGUUAGUAGGUACAGACCACGCCUUUAUUGUUCAUAAAAACAUUCAGAAUAAAAUCUCACAUGAUCUUAUUGGUGAGGGGAAAGAGCUAUCAGAAUUUAUUGAUCGUUCACCACAAGAGCCAGGCCGCUGUCAUUUAUAUAAAACCAAUUUGCAUGUCACCAAAGAUUUAUUUCUUCCCGAAGAGUUGGCGACAGCCAUCGCUGAAGAAGAUACAAUUGCUAUGAAUUUUACGAAUGCUGCAGAUAAAGGAAGAGCAGAAUAA
Messenger RNA from Ylistrum balloti, 3069 nucleotides. Its product is annotated as xanthine dehydrogenase-like. The record is from RefSeq and is a predicted model, not a curated record. Gene Ontology annotation, biological process: phosphorelay signal transduction system. The coding region runs from base 1 to 3069 and encodes 1022 amino acids. The transcript has 2 exons. Gene Ontology annotation, molecular function: oxidoreductase activity; iron ion binding. NCBI's taxonomy places the organism in Eukaryota, Metazoa, Mollusca, Bivalvia, Pectinida, Pectinidae.